AUGAUCGCUCUUCAACAAUUGAUCGCCCUCCUCCCACUUCUCUCACUAACACUCGCCGCUCCUAGUAAUUCUACCAUCUCCAAGAGGUGUACUAGUGCUAUUACAAGCUAUGAUGGGGUCAGUUCUGCUGUAUCGUCAGGAUGUGAUAUUGAUCUCGGCGCAAUCACUGUCCCAGCUGGUAAAGCGCUUGAUUUAUCUGGCCUGAAAUCCGGUAUCAAAGUUUCUGUCUCUGGAAACGUAAAAUUCACCGGCGGGAAAGAAUGGGAAGGUCCAAUGUUCAUCAUUGAUGGCACUGAUAUCACUUUCGAUGGUAAAGGUCACACUUUUGAUGGUCAAGGUAAAACUUUCUGGGAUGGACUAGGUUCUAACGGUGGAAAGACCAAGCCUAAAAUGAUGAAAAUCAAAAUGAGCGGUACUUUCUCUAACUUGGUGGUGCUCAACGCUCCUGUUCAGGCUUUCUCCGUUGGGAAUAAAAAGGCGCUCACGAUCAAAGGGAUUACUGUCGAUACUCGAGACGGGAAUGCACUAGGUGGUGACGGUAAAGCAUUGGGUCACAACUCGGACUGCUUCGACGUAUCAGCUACUGACACCACACUCGAUGGUAACUUCUGUUAUAAUCAAGAUGACUGUCUAGCUAUAAAUUCAGGAUCGGGUAUAACAUUUUCAAACAACUUCUGUUCAGGUGGUCAUGGUAUCAGUAUCGGAUCUAUUCAAUCAGACAAAGUGGUCUCUGGCAUAACCAUCACUGGCAAUACAGUUGAGAAUUCAGAUAAUGGAAUUCGAAUUAAAACGGUAUAUGAGGCUACAGGAGGUUCAGUCUCUGAUGUAACUUAUUCAAAUAAUAAAGUAACUGGUAUUCCCAAAUAUGGCGUGGUCAUUCAACAAGAUUAUGAGAAUGGUUCACCGACUGGAACUCCUACCAAUGGAAUUGAAAUUAAGAAUAUCAAUUUUAAAUCAGGUAAUACCGUCCAAGUCACUGAUGAAGGGAAAGAAGUAUACGUACUGUGUGGAAGUGGAUCUUGUAUCGGGAAAUGGGAUUGGUCAGGUCUUUCAGUUUCAGGCGGUUCAAGAGGUAGUAUCACAGGAAAUCCACCCAUCACAGGAUUUUCUCUUUAA
Kwoniella shivajii is the source of this 1116-nucleotide messenger RNA. RefSeq lists its product as uncharacterized. The record is from RefSeq and is a predicted model, not a curated record. The transcript is spliced from 10 exons. The coding region runs from base 1 to 1116 and encodes 371 amino acids. Gene Ontology annotation, molecular function: polygalacturonase activity. NCBI's taxonomy places the organism in Eukaryota, Fungi, Basidiomycota, Tremellomycetes, Tremellales, Cryptococcaceae. Gene Ontology annotation, biological process: pectin catabolic process. Gene Ontology annotation, cellular component: extracellular region.